UGGCCCCGGGAUUCCAGAGGCUGCCGUGGCAGGAGAUACUGCACAGGGAAGGGAAAGGAAAGGAAGGGGAGCCUGCCGUAAAAGAGACAGCCUAUCCGGCAUCCCCGAAACCUGGCGGGGUGCACCUCUCCUGUUCGAGCAUUAACUUUGAGAUGCCCCAUUUAAUCCCAUAUUUCAAAGGAAACAGCAUUCUUUUUAAUCGUCUUUCGGAUGUCGCAAUGGGGGUGAUGGAAGGCUGGAUUCUGAUAUACCCUGCUAUUCGCAGUGGAACAUCGGUUUUAAUCUGCGUUUCGGUUUGUAACUAUGAAAACACAGAUAUAUAUAUUAAUAUUUUGGUUGGACCCUCAGAUCGUCAACUUUCCUCUACACCUCUGGAAAUUCUAUUGUUCCUCAAUGGCUGGUAUUAUGCCACAUACUUCUUGCUGGAGAUUUUCAUAUUUGUCUAUAAAGGUCUCUUGUUGCCUUAUCCAUCUGCUAAUCUGGCUUUGGACUUGGUUAUGCUUUUUCUCUAUCUUGGAAUUGAAGUCACAAGAAUAUUUUUUGGCUCCAAAGGUAACCUUUGCCAGCGGAAAGUGCCACUUGCUGUCAGUCUGGCACUAACCUUUCCAGCAGCAGUGAUGGCAGCCUAUUAUCUACUUCUGCAGACCUACGCCUUGCGUUUGGAGGCCAUUUUGAAUGCCAUCUUGCUUUUCUUCUAUGCAGUUGAGCUGUUACUGGGCAUUCUAACUUUAGCCUCCUUUUCCAGUUUGGAUUCAUAUUGAGAAUCUCUGUGGAUUGCACUAUGUGAAACACUUUGUGAUUAAGGGAAAUUGCAUGAAACCAUUUCCGUGCUUAGCCCAGAAUGAAGUUGGCAAGCUGGUUUCUUGGAAAAGAUGAAAGAAGAUAUAGUUCCAGUCUUGGUUCAGGCAUGCUGAGGCGCUGUCCUGAGAGUAGAGUUGCCAAUCCUAGACUGGAUGGCCUAAGCACGUCCUCAUCAUCAUCCUCGUAUGUCUCCUAGAGCAUAACAAUUGACCCACUUGGACUUGGAGGCGUUGAAGACUGAUUUUUGCAAGUCUCAAGACUGUGAAUCCGUGAACUUCAACCAGUGCAUAGAUUUUGCCUGCAAGUGCUGUACUCUUCAGAUUCUUCAAAUGGAAACAUUCUGACACUGACUCAAGUCUUUACCAUGUGUAUGAUGACUCUUGUUAGGCUGCCUUUGUCAAUUCUAUUUGUUACAGCCUGUGCCCUGCUCUUAAGAGAGAUGUCCAUUCCCUAGAAAUCAGUAUUGUCAUUGUUGUGUAUUGGCAAUUUGUGAUUGACACUUGAUUUUUUUCUACAAUACCCUUGACAUAAAUACUUAUUUUUCAACUAUUGUAA
Crotalus tigris (Tiger rattlesnake) is the source of this 1356-nucleotide messenger RNA. RefSeq names its product transmembrane protein 216 (gene TMEM216). NCBI's taxonomy places the organism in Eukaryota, Metazoa, Chordata, Lepidosauria, Squamata, Viperidae. Gene Ontology annotation, biological process: non-motile cilium assembly. Gene Ontology annotation, cellular component: ciliary transition zone. The coding region runs from base 153 to 761 and encodes 202 amino acids. The transcript is spliced from 5 exons. The record is from RefSeq and is a predicted model, not a curated record.